GAAGACGCAGACGAUUAUGACGAAGACGACGACGGCGGCGAAGAUGACCUGGACGCACCGCUGUUGCCCAUCUUCUCGGCCGCACACUUAGACAAGCUGCCCUUGUACAACAUUACCCACUCCUGUCGCAUUCUGAUAGUGCAGAAAUGCGAGACUACUCUCACUUGGGACCAACUGCGAUCGCCCCAAGUCUCUCAGUUCUUGGUCAAACCCAUCCAAUCGCAAAUCCGCAAAGAUCACUUCAAUCGAGCGACCAUCUGCGCUCUCAUUGCAAACUGUUUGCAGUUCCAGAAAGAGGCACAACAAGAUGCAGGAAAUGCCGGUGUGAGCAAGACAAGGGCAAUGGUCUCGGAAUUGCUGGCCAUUCGCCUGCUGAAGGACUUUAAUCUUCGCGAAUUGAUUGAUGCCCUGAGCUACGACUUCAACCCACUUGAAGGGUUCGACGCUCCCGAGGGAGGCGCUCAGUUGAGGCAGUACAACAGGUCUGCGCGUAUUUCAACCGUCGAGAUCGCCAUUCGUGCUCAGGCUAAGCGCUUCCUCGCCCACCCGCUGGUCGUACAACAGCUCGAGGCCAUCUGGGCAGGAAGCAUCGUCUUUCACUCAGCCGCCGACAACCUCCACCGCAAGCCGCCUACACCUCCUCCGACCAGAGGACGAAGUGGCUAUGGCACAAUUGUAAACAACUCUGACCCACAGCCAGCAUCCACCAACAACUCACAACCUACCCUUAGACGAAGCGUCACCCUCUACAACCCUAAGGAUGCUUCGCUGUUCAAGCUGUCUCGCCUUAGGGUACCUCGCUACAGACAGCUGUUCUCUACCAUCUCUUUCGCCAUCAUGCUAGGCUUGUUCUUGGCUGUCUUGGUUGAUCGUUCUACUGAGAUUACUCCACUUGAGAUUAUUUUCUGGUUUUGGAGUGCUGGAUACAUGCUCGAUGAACUCGUUGGUUUCUCCGAGCAAGGCUUCGGUCUUUACAUUAUGAGUGUGUGGAACGCUUUCGACUUGGGUAUCUUGCUUUGCUUCUUCGCCUACUACGUACUCCGCCUCUACGGUAUCUUGAUACCUGCUGCACGCAAGCAUUAUACUGCGCACAUGGCUUACGAUGUUCUGGCAUCUACUGCUGUACUGCUGUUUCCACGUGCAUUCAACGUCUUGGAUCAUUACAAGUACUUUUCUCAACUGCUCAUCGCUUUCCGUCUCAUGGUUCAGGACAUGAUUGCUCUCCUGGUGCUCAUAUUCAUUGCCUGUAGUGGUUUCUUUGUUGCAUUCACGCUAUCAUUCAGCGAAGAGAAGGCAGAAGCGUCCAAGGUUGCAUAUGCAUUAUUCCAGCUGACCAUGGGUUUCACUCCCGCCGCCUGGGAUCUCUGGCCAAAGUACAACCUCUUAGGCAAAGCCGUCUUGGUUGGCUUUCUCUUCCUCUGUCACUUCCUCAUUGUGACAAUUCUCAUCACUGUUCUGACAAACUCGUUCAUGGCUAUCGUCCAAAAUGCCAAUGAGGAGCAUCAGUUCCUCUUUGCUGUCAACACUAUCUCUAUGGUCAAGUCGGACGCUCUAUUCUCAUACAUCCCGCCCACGAAUCUGUUUGGUUGGGUAGUGUCGCCAAUGCGCUACCUUAUUCCAUUCCGAAAAUUUGUCAGAUUCAACAGAACCAUCAUCAAAAUCACACACCUCCCGAUGUUGUUCGCCAUAUUCACUUAUGAACGCUUGUUCCUUGUGCGCAACGCGUACACUCCUAUGGAUCUUGUCGAGCAAAAGGCACCUAGAAGAGGUCGUCUACCAGCCUUCACCAUGAAGAAUGCAGGUCCUUUCAGCCCUGGCACUCGUCUUCGUGAACCGUCCAUUGUUUCUUUCCACAAAGACCGUGCCUUGGAGGAAGUCUUCCGCCGACCAUUCGACAUGACAACAAGGACGAUAUCUCAGCACUCGAACCCCGACCAACGAAAAGCGACUGUUGUAGACAAUUGGAUGCAAGAUAUGGGUGAUGAGGGAGGUGCAAGUCCUCCAAUGGAACAGCCACGCUCUGUCUUGGAGAGACUGGAGAACCGCAGACCAGGCAUCCGUCGCGCUCAUACGUCCGCCAACAGGACUGCUACAAUCAAGCGCGACUUUUCCACGGCUUCCAGAUCUGUCUUGUCUGACCCCGAAGAUCUUGCUUCCACAAUCUUCCCGAGACCUACACCAAUGCGCAUUGAGGAAGAGACUGAUCUGGAGAUGGAACGCGAGGAUAUGCCUCAAGAGACGGAUGCUGAUGGUGAUGACGAGCUUCUGACCAACGACGGUGAUAACAUUACAGCCACUGGUUAUGACCGAACGCCGACGGGCACUCCAGAUCUUAUCGAGAGGAAAGAUCCGUCUCCAGACAAACCCAAAGCAAAGGACUAUUUCGAGGGAGCGGACUUCCAGACUGCAAGUUCUGUUCCAAACGCUACGAGAGCACGCCUCAUGAGUGGGGAGCACAAACGUGAGGGUCACCGCCGUGAUGUGUCGCACGGUACUAUGGUCUUCUCGCCGAUUGUGGAGCAGGGAUACACAUCAUCUGCCUCUGAACACGUACCCAAGCGCCCUACCACAUCCAAACAGAACAGCGGCAGUUCAACACCGUUGGCCCCAAUAACAUCUCAGUCCAGUGGUCGUAAGACACCACGUACGACCAACCCCAGCAGGGUACGUCCCAACAUGCCCAAUCGACUCGCACAAUAUACUGCACCCAACAUACGCUUCGAUCGUUUCGGCGACUCGACACGUCGUGCAAACAGGCAGCCAUCUUUCAAUGCUCUCGCCCUUGACUUGGCAUCCGACUUUGGCGAUCAUCACCGUCGUGAAAUGACUCCAGAGCCGUUGUCGCCAGGCUAUCAACCUAGCAUCCCAGCAAGCUUCAGUGAGCAGAUGCUCCGCGAACGUGAAAUGGCUCUGGACAAGGAACGUCGCCGUCAAGAACAGCGGCGUCGUAGCCAAGAGGAAGAAAAGGGCAUGGUGGGCAGAAUCAUGCUGACACGCAUGAACACACUCGAGGAAGGUUUCCGAGAAAUUCUUCGCGAGGUGCGUGACUUG
Aureobasidium melanogenum CBS 110374 is the source of this 3051-nucleotide messenger RNA. RefSeq lists its product as uncharacterized. Gene Ontology annotation, cellular component: membrane. The annotation marks the transcript as partial. The record is from RefSeq and is a predicted model, not a curated record. NCBI's taxonomy places the organism in Eukaryota, Fungi, Ascomycota, Dothideomycetes, Dothideales, Saccotheciaceae. Gene Ontology annotation, biological process: monoatomic ion transport; transmembrane transport. The transcript has 3 exons. Gene Ontology annotation, molecular function: monoatomic ion channel activity.